Strongyloides ratti is the source of this 648-nucleotide messenger RNA. RefSeq names its product MSP domain and PapD-like domain-containing protein. NCBI's taxonomy places the organism in Eukaryota, Metazoa, Nematoda, Chromadorea, Rhabditida, Strongyloididae. The transcript has a single exon. The record is from RefSeq and is a predicted model, not a curated record. The coding region runs from base 1 to 648 and encodes 215 amino acids.
AUGGUUGCCAAACCACUUAAGGAUCUUGCAAAUAAAGCCGGUGAACCUGAAUUUCAACUUAAAACAGAUCCUGAAAGUGAACUUAUUUUUAAAAAUGAUGAUCUUGAUAAAAAAGUUUGUCUUAUUAAACUUCGUAUAGAUAAUACUACAAGUGAACGACAAAUUUAUAAAAUAAAGUGUACUUCAAAUGAAAUAUUUCGGGUAAGACCACCACUUGGAUAUAUUCCACCAAACUCGAGUCAGAUGAUUCAAAUUGCUUUUAUAUGUAAAACAGUUCCUGAAUCUUACAAACAUUUUUUUGCCUUUUAUCAUGCUAAAUGUUCAGAUUCUCGACCACCAAAAAAAGUAUGGGUUGGAAGUUUUAGUUACCAAGGUGUUAAAAGAAUGUGGUGUUUAUUUCAAAAAGAGGAUGGAUCUGAUUUUAUUCAAGCCUCUAAGUCUACAGCACAAGAAGCUAAGACUCUAAAUAAUUCAAGAGAAGAAAAGAAAAUUUCAACUAAUGAAAGUAUUGAAAAUAAAAAUGAAGACAAAAAAGAAGAUAAAAAAGAAGAAAAAAAAGAAGAAAAAAAAGAGGAUAAAAAAGAAGAUAAAAAGGAAGAUAAAAAGGAAGAAAAAAAAGAAGAUAAAAAAGGAGAGAACAAAAAAUAA